AUGCCGGGCAGGCUCUGGUAUAAAGCCCUGGCUACACCCGGCGAUGCCCCUGGCCCCAGGGAGGCGGCCGUGCUAUCGCUCCUCCGCACGCUUCCGCAGCUCCCCAGCCCUUCCCCUCCCGCGGCUGCCUUGACUCACUCCAACCCCCUGCUGCCUUUCACUUUCACCCAGCACCCAGAAGGGGAGGAACUUCCUCCUCCAUUUCCUUCCUCAGCUCCCGGCCCUGCUCCAACCCAACACAGAGCAGAGACCCAAAAGCCAGCCCCCAGACUGAAAACAACCCUGGGCGCCAUCGUGAAGCUGCAGGGUGGGGCCGUCCCGGCUAUGAGAGUCCCGCUCUGCCUCUCCAAUCAGAAUGAACCAACUACAAACCUGGACCCUCCAGCCCCUGCAAGCCCACCCCUGCCUGAGUUCUGGUGGCUGCAGCAAGGCUGGGAGAAGCAGGGCCUGGAGGCAGUGUGGCCCAAUGGAGAGGGCAGUGAACUGGUUGUCAGUUUCCACGUCCGCUCUCGGGUGCACACGGGAAAGGGAAAGGGCUCCCGCACCAAGUUCCCGCAGCUCGCGAGACCCUCCUGUAGCUCCCGGACCCAGGCUCGGUCACGCAAGCCUGUCCCGGCGGACACCACGUUUCGCUCAGGCGGAGGAGGAGCCGCCGCUACCGCCGCGGGCCGGGUGGCUUGGGAGGGUUUUCCUGCCGGGGCCGCGCCUGGGUGGGCGGGGGCCGCGCGCAAGCUGCGUAGCUGCACAAACACGGCGGGUUGGCUCUGCACAGGCACUUGCGGGCGGGGGGUGCGGGCCGCCGAGGGGGCGGGCGGCAGGGCGGCAAACGCACGUACACAAGCGCGCCCCCCCCCACGGCCGCUCGGGCAGCAGAAGUUGCCACGCCGCGCCCCCCGUGGCUCCGCGCCCCCGCUCCGGGCCGCGCCUGCAGAGCUGCAGCCCGCGCCCCCAGCCGCCACUGCUUGCGCGCAGCCCGGGGUCCCUUGGCCGCCGCAGCCAGGCCGGGCUCUGCGCCGAGCCGCGUGCAGGCCUCGGCCGCCGGCCCAACAGCCCCACUUACCCUGCUCCUACCCGAGCUCCGGCAUCGGCUGUCCCCUUUCCGCCGCGGGCCGCCGCCUUCGGUCGCCUCCCAGGCUCCAGCCGCCUGCACGCACUCCCGAUUUUAAAAACAAACAGGCGCCGCCGCCUCCCCGCGACGCUCGCAGAAUUUCCGCCAGCUCGCGCCUCCCGAGGCCGGGAAGUUUGCUGGCAGGGCCCGGGCGGGACGCGCGGGCUGUCACCCCUCGCUCCCGGCACAGGAGCCUCGGCGCAACCCGCGCCCGUGGUGUCCGCCUCGCGAUCGCUCUCCCUCCCUCCGUGUCACCCCCCAGUCCUCCGAUGCAGUGUCAGGAUUGCACUGCUCUGACUCAUCGGUUGAGCUCACAGCUUGAAAAAAAAAAAGAGAGAGAGAGAGGGCGAGAGGCAACAGCGAAGGAGGAGGACUCUCUGGCGUGCUACAAAGGAUUGCACAACUCGGGGCUGGGAGCGCGGAGCGCCCAGCAGCGGGCCGGCGCGCGCGGCACGGCGGCGAGCAGGAACCAGCUCUACCACUUCAUCAGCACAACUGUCUCGGGUCUGCCUCUCAGCCAGCAGGCCCGGCGCCGCCCACUUCCUGAGACCAAAUAA
Messenger RNA from Orcinus orca (killer whale), 1665 nucleotides. RefSeq names its product nascent polypeptide-associated complex subunit alpha, muscle-specific form-like. The record is from RefSeq and is a predicted model, not a curated record. The transcript has 5 exons. Bases 1 to 1665 code for a protein of 554 amino acids. NCBI's taxonomy places the organism in Eukaryota, Metazoa, Chordata, Mammalia, Artiodactyla, Delphinidae.